Drosophila albomicans is the source of this 2469-nucleotide messenger RNA. RefSeq names its product transmembrane 9 superfamily member 3 (gene TM9SF3). Gene Ontology annotation, biological process: protein localization to membrane. The record is from RefSeq and is a predicted model, not a curated record. NCBI's taxonomy places the organism in Eukaryota, Metazoa, Arthropoda, Insecta, Diptera, Drosophilidae. Bases 170 to 1927 code for a protein of 585 amino acids. The transcript has 6 exons. Gene Ontology annotation, cellular component: membrane.
UAUUGCAAGUUGCGGUCACGUAGAACAGUCAGCACUACAAAAAUAUAUUUCGUUUAAUUCUUUCAUUUUGUUGAACUACAAAAAUAUACCCUGGAAAGAAACGCCAACUAGGCAGCAGCAGCAACAGCAGCAGGCUCAACAGCUUCAACACCAGCACACAGCAACAAUAAUGGGCACGUCACCGGUCUUGCUAAUUUGUUUAUGUCUGCUCGUCAGUAGCUGCUACGUGUCGGUGUCGGCCGACGAGCACAAUCACAAGUACAAUGAUCGAGAGGAGGUCGUCUUGUGGAUGAACACGGUAGGCCCGUAUCAUAAUCGUCAGGAGACCUACGCCUAUUUCUCACUGCCUUUCUGCAGUGGCGGCAAAUCGAGCAUCUCGCAUUACCAUGAGACGCUCAGCGAGGCGUUGCAGGGCGUCGAACUGGAGUUCAGUGGCUAUGAGAUGGAUUUCAAGACGGAUGUGCCACGUUCCGUGCUCUGCAUGGUCGAGCUGACCGAGGAAAGUGUCAAGGCAUUCACGUAUGCCGUAAUGAAUGAGUAUUGGUAUCAGAUGUACAUCGAUGGUCUGCCGAUUUGGGGUAAAGUGGGUGAGCGAGAUGAAACCGAUGGCAAGUACUAUAUACAUACGCACAAGAAGUUCGACAUUGGCUACAAUGGACAGCAAAUUGUGGACGUUACGCUCACGACGGAUUUGCGAGAGGAGCUGAAGCCGGAUGCCAAGAUCAAGUUCUCCUACGAGGUGAACUGGAAGGCCAGCAAGAUUGAGUUUAAGAAUCGCUUUGAUAAGUAUCUGGAUCCCAAUUUCUUCCAACACAGAAUUCAUUGGUUCAGCAUCUUCAAUAGCUUUAUGAUGGUCAUAUUUUUGGUGGGCUUGGUUUCUAUGAUUUUAAUGCGCACACUGCGCAAGGAUUAUGCGCGUUACAGCAAGGACGAGGAGGUGGAUGAUAUGGAACGCGAUCUGGGUGACGAAUACGGCUGGAAGCAGGUGCAUGGAGAUGUCUUCCGAUCGCCACCCAAUGCGCUGCUCUUCUCUGCACUCGUUGGCGCCGGUUAUCAGCUCAUCUCGGUGGUCUUUUGUGUAAUUAUGUUUGCCAUUGUCGGCGAACUCUACACUGAACGUGGCUCGAUGCUAUCGACUGCCAUCUUUGUGUACGCGGCCACAUCACCCAUUAAUGGUUAUUUCGGUGGCUCGCUUUACGCUCGACUUGGCGGCCGUUUGUGGAUACGCCAAAUGCUCGCUUCCGCUUUUACGGUGCCUGUGGCAGUCUGCGGCACUGCGUUCAUGAUUAACUUUAUUGCCAUCGGAUAUCAUGCAUCGCGUGCCAUUCCUUUUGGCACUAUGGUGGCUGUCACUUGCAUUUGCCUGUUUGUCAUCUUGCCCUUGACUCUUGUGGGCACUGUGGUGGGACGUAAUUUGGAUGGCCAACCGGAUUUCCCGUGUCGUGUGAAUGCUGUGCCACGGCCAAUACCUGAGAAGAAAUGGUACAUGGAACCAUUAAUUAUUGUGCUGCUGGGCGGCGUGCUUCCGUUUGGUUCCAUCUUUAUCGAAAUGUACUUUAUCUUCACCUCGUUUUGGGCGUACAAAAUCUAUUAUGUCUAUGGCUUCAUGUUGCUCGUGUUUACCAUCUUGACUGUGGUCACUGUCUGUGUUACCAUUGUGUGCACGUACUUUCUGCUCAACGCCGAGGAUUAUCGGUGGCAAUGGACGAGCUUUAUGGCCGCUGGAUCCACAUCGAUUUACGUUUAUGCCUACUCCUUUUACUACUUCUUCUUUAAAACCAAAAUGUUUGGCCUAUUCCAAACGGCAUUCUACUUCGGCUAUAUGGCACUCUUCAGCGGUGCAUUGGGCAUUAUUUGCGGUACCGUCGGCUAUGUGGGCACAAAUCUGUUUGUGCGUAAAAUUUAUUCCAAUGUGAAAAUAGACUAAGUUUGUCCGGCUGUAUAAUGCUAACCAAUCCUAAACCACUUACAAUUGUAUUUAUUGCAUAGUCCUUUAGUUAACCAUCUUGUGUUUAUAUAUAUACUACUAUCUCUUUUAUAUUUUUCCAAAACUAUCCUAAAUUUGUAUCCACGCCCCUAUCUCUCUCAUAUCGGACAAGUCGAAAGCGACCGCACCAAUGAUACCAAACAGCCCUCGAGCUGAGCUGAUUAUAAUUUAAUCAGAUCUGAUCUUUGUGUGUAUAUUAUACAUAUAUGUAUGUGGCACAUACUAUUUUUAGUGUUCUGUGUGAGCGAGUGCAUAUUGUAAUAUCAUCGAAUACUAUGCCUGGAAUCUUAUCAAAACAAAAAAUAACACACACACUGCAGCAGCAAUUAGUAGAGAUGUAAAAUUGCAAUUUACAAACGUGACUUCAGAUUGUUUUUUGCGCCAAUUAAGUUUAUAAAAAGAAUGCAGACCGUACGCAGAAAUGUGCUGAUUAGCAAUAGUCGAUAAUUAUUAAAUUAAUAAAGUCAAACAUAGAAAACCAA